AUGUCUGAGAGCACGAUUUCCAAAAGUACGGAACAGCCUGAAAGUGAUGUUCCGUCGUGGUCGUCGAGGUUGUAUCGACAAGUUGGUUUCUCGGCGAAAAAGACGUGGCAGGAUAGAGGUGACAUCAUUCGUCACUCGAAAGAGCUCUUCACUGGUGCUGGUCCAAAUGGGCUUCCAUAUUCUCCACUGCCAACAGCCUCAAGUAUACGACUUCUAGAGGUCAAAGCAGGCAACCCAAGCGACAUGCUGCAAUGCUCUCUCCAUACAGUUGACUUAGCAGACAGCCCGAAAUACCAUGCGCUCUCAUACACAUGGGAGUUGGACCCACCAAGCUUCCCUUACGAACUGAGAUAUCUGUCUCAAAAAGUCCCUAGCUUCUCAAAAGUUGUUUCCAGUGGUGUCGAUACGGUGAAUCACACUCUUAAUCGUCUCAUGGUUCGGUCCCGCUUUGAACCAUCAGAUCCAGAUGCAAAGCCAGUCGAGAAUACGACCGACCGAGACAAGAUCCUCUGCGACGGCAAAGGCGUUUACGUCAAGUCUAAUCUAUACCAAGCUCUCCUCCAGCUCAGAAAAACGCGUCCAGGUCUGUACUGGAUUGACGCAAUCUGCAUCAACCAGUCUAACCUUACUGAGCUGGGCCAACAAGUCCAAAUGAUGAAUCGCAUCUACAGUUCAGCGUCCCAAGUCACGAUUUGGCUGGGUACUUGUCCCCACGUUUUCGCGCCCGGCGUAGCGAACCUCAUUGAGAUGACCAAAUCCGGCCUUCCCGAGAUCACCGAGGCUGCUGAAUCCAAAGACUUUUACUACACCAGAGUCGGAACAACAUCACUCUGGCAUUUAGUGCUUUGCGUCUUCUUCUUCGUCACGCGUAAAUGGUUCAAAAGACUUUGGGUUCUGCAAGAAUUAUGCCUCGCCAAAGAAGCCAUCUUCCUCUUAGGAGAUUACAAGUUCGAGGCUGAUGACAUCUCCGUUGCUUUUGGUUGGAUGAAAAGUAUUCUGGGCGCUUGGAAUACCAGUGGGUUACACAUGUUUGCACAGAUAUUGACGUGGGUUGGCGACAUGCCUGACCAGGCUGUCGGGUUGCUCAAUUCGCGCCGCACGAUUUCUGAGGGUGACAAAGUUGGUCUACAGGAAUGGUUCAGGCUCGUCAAAAACCGCGAGGCAAGAGAUCCGAGGGAUAUGGUGUACGGCGGACUCGCUUUGAUCAAGCCAGAGACGCUAUUGAUGGACCCACGCUUAAAGCGAGGCUCCGGUAGCUCAUCGUUAGAUCACGAUCAAAUUGCAUCAGACGGUAGACUACAAUGGCUAUCACUACAUGCGGACUACGCCAUUGAAUUUCCUUCAGUUCUGGAGAAGGUGGCGCUGUGUAUUUUGUCGGGUCCUGAGCCGAUGAACCUCCUCUCGCUAGCAACGCGAUACCGCAGUCCAUUCUUCUACGACAUGACGAGAGACACAUGCAUCCACUACUCAGCUAUGAAAUACGACAAACUGUCAGAGCUUGAACUCGAUGUACCAUCAUGGUACGCGGUGCCAUGGCUUGAGAACUCGCGGGGUAUGAAGCCUCUCAUCUGGCAAAACAGGACACCGCUCGAAAGCAUCUCCAAGAUGAUCAAUAGUCCAUCCGUAUCGGCUGACGGUAAAUCGCUGUUUCUCGAAGCAGCAAAAUUAGAUAUCAUCGAGUCCUGUGUCUUGUAUAAUUUUUUCGGGGAUCUGGCGCACGAUAUGGAGUCCAUGAUCACGCUGAGCUCCAAGGAGAAUGAGCACGCACAGGAAGCUGCGGCGUUGAAGGAUUCUUUCAACUACGCUCCGCCAUUUCAUCUGCUAGAAGUGAUACUCAACAUGACUGCAUAUAUGAGGCCGACAAAAUUGUCGCCUCUUGAGGUCUUCUGUGACCUUCUCACAGCUGGAACAUGGAGAGGCGGGCCCAGCAGCAAGAUGACCGGGUUCUGCCAAUGGCUUGACGACUGGGUAAAUAAUUACAUCAAAGAACAUGAUAAAGAAAAGGCAAAAAUCACCGAUGAAACUCUCAUCUUGAAAGAAUUCAUCGCCAAAAGAGAACCCAUCAUGGCAAAGAUUCAAGACGACUACACCAAACUACGCGCCGCAUAUCCCAAUGAACCGUGGUCACCCGAGGAUCGCAAAGCCAUCCCGGAAGAACGCAAGACCCAGGCCUCUCACUUCGCAAGAACCCUGCAAAGAGCACAGACGGUCCGAGCUCUGUUUAAGACACAAAGCGGCAGACUCACCCUUGCACCGGCCUGGGCUGAAAAGGGCGAUGUUGUGAUGGUGGUGAAAGGCGGCAGGGUUCCUUACGUCUUUACACCAAGAGAUGAGGACAUUAAGCGCAAGAUUGCGUUUAAAGAGAAGUAUAACGGUGAGAUUUCGAUGGAGGCGUUGAAGGUGCGGCCGGGACAUCAGGAGGCGCAGAAAUGGGAUGCGGCAAGUCUGCGGGGUGACAUUGGAGGUAAUGAGAGUUAUUUACUCACUGGUGAAGCUUAUUUGCAUGACUCGGAUUUGGAAGAGAUUCUGGGGACGGAAUUGGAGUUUGGCAGAUUACAAAUCGUCUAA
Fusarium proliferatum ET1 is the source of this 2568-nucleotide messenger RNA. RefSeq lists its product as uncharacterized. Lineage: Eukaryota; Fungi; Ascomycota; Sordariomycetes; Hypocreales; Nectriaceae. The record is from RefSeq and is a predicted model, not a curated record. Bases 1 to 2568 code for a protein of 855 amino acids. The transcript is spliced from 2 exons.